CAAACCUCUUGUCAAACAGGACCCGUUUACACCCGAACCAAACAACCCACGAUGGAAAACUGACCCAACACACUCGGUUUAAAGAAAACUAUUCUCAGAAGAUUUAUCCACAGCCGAAUCCCCUUCACACCUCCCGCUGUGGCGCCGCGAGAUUUCCCGAUUCGCCGCUAAUCCGAACGGCCCGGAGCGGCGGAUCAAAUCCUGCGAUAUCAGAUUCUCGUCGCAAAUCUCUCUGCUGCCAUGGCGGAGCUUUUGGCUUCUUGGGCCGCCGAGGAGCGGUGGAUGUACCCGGCCUUCCUGGCCAUGUACGCCGUCAUCUACUGUGUCGGGCAACUGGUCUUGUUCCGGCGCUGGGAGUGGAGGCACCGGCUGGACGGCGCUAGCUGCCUCAUCUCACUCGCGCACGGCUCCGCUGCCGCGCUGGCGGCGGUCGCAGCCAUCGCCGCGCAGCCGGCGGGGAACCGGGGUUUCGCUGCUCCUAAUUCCCGCAUGCAGGACCACGUCCUCGACUACAGUGUCGCCUACUUCACCAUGGACCUGCUCCACUAUCUCGCCUUCCUCCCCGGGGACAUCCUCUUCAUCGCCCACCACCUCGCCACACUUUUUGUCUUCUUCACCUGUCGCUACGUCGUCCACCAUGGCGCAUACGCACUCCUCGUCCUGCUCUUUCUCGCCGAGGUAACCAGCCUCCUGCAGAAUGUGUGGACACUCGCCGGGAUCUGGCGAGCCGAGGUUCCCACUGCUGCAAGGGUGUACAACACUUUGUCGCCGCCGUUCUAUGUGCUAUACACCAUAGUCAGGGGCGUCGCGGGACCGGUCUUCUUCCUCAAGAUGAGCCUAUUCUAUCUGUCCGGCCAGGCCGUGGAUCUCAUCCCCUGGUGGGUGCGCAUAUCCUGGAUCAUUGUCGUCGGCGCUGCUAUCACGACUUCCCAGAGCUGCACAGCCCAUGCCGCGAAGAUGAUGUGCCAACGUCAGGCUUGGCAGUCUGCAGAAAAGAAAGAAUAUAAAUAGAUGAAUCAGCCAAAGGCAGGAGAGCCAAAACUGUCUCAAGAUCAUGUACUGGUUUGCAUUGGAGCAAGAUCUGGUUAACUAUCUCCCAACAGCCAGGCAUGCAAUAGUCACAGAAACAUUCUUGAAGGUUCACCCCACUUUUUUAUCACAUUCUCAUGCGUAUCGAGUCUUCCUCUGAAAUCCAGCCAAAGGAGCACAUUGUUCUUCUUGCGGAUCACAGAGCACCAAAUGUAUUUUAGCAGGGGACCAAAGGACGCCAUGUGUGUAUAGCAGCCUGAAGAAACAGUAAGUAGAAGAGUAUUAGUUCCUGUUCCAAAUGAAUGGAAAUGAAAUUUGCGGCAAUAUGCCAAUCAAUGAA
This is a messenger RNA of Triticum aestivum (bread wheat), 1369 nucleotides long. RefSeq names its product TLC domain-containing protein At5g14285. The record is from RefSeq and is a predicted model, not a curated record. The transcript has 2 exons. Gene Ontology annotation, cellular component: membrane. Lineage: Eukaryota; Viridiplantae; Streptophyta; Magnoliopsida; Poales; Poaceae. The coding region runs from base 241 to 1011 and encodes 256 amino acids.